CACUACAGCUGUAUUUGGUUGAUAAUGCCUCGUCAGAUAUGAAGAAAACAGAUAUUUAGCAAACAGAUAAGAUUUUCGGGAUAUCAUUUGAAUAUUUAGAAAUCUGCUAAGAGGAGGAGGAGGAGUCGGCUCGCGCUUCGCCUGACAGAGCGCGCGCGGAAAUUUAGCCCUUCCGCACUCAACGCGACUCAAGCGAGCGCAUCCGCGGCCGGCUGAGCGCCGCACGGACUCUUGUCUGUCUCUCUCUUUUCACCUUUCAUAAAAAUCCACACUGAUCCAACGAGAAACCCGCACUGCUGGAUCCAGCGCACGCUGCUCUUUGUUGGACAACGCUGUCAGUGUGAAGGAAGAUGGUGUAUAUGGAAAGCUGAUCUAAGGAUCUGAAACUCUGUUUCCAGGCUGAUGAGCUGUGCUCUUUGAAAAUAUUAAAUAUUAUGGGCUGUGCUUGGUGUAAGCAGAAGAAGGCCAGUAAAGCUUUUGCAGUGUCAAAUACCAACUCAUGUGACACAGGCAAUGGGACCCUGGCUUCAGAAAGCACCCGUUACAUUGCGGACCCCACUAUUAACUCAGGGCCAGGGCUGAUACCAAACUUCAAUGAUUUUCAGAACCAUAUCUCCCCUGGCUUCUCAUCCAACCUUAACCAGCCCCGCCCAGGCGGACUCACAGGUGGGGUAACACUCUUUAUAGCACUCUAUGACUAUGAUGCUCGUACAGAGGAUGACCUGAGCUUCCAGAAAGGAGAGAAGUUCCAUAUUAUCAACAAUACCGAGGGCGACUGGUGGGAGGCCCGAUCUCUGGACACAGGGAAGUCUGGGUACAUUCCCAGUAACUAUGUGGCCCCUGUGGACUCUAUACAAGCUGAAGAGUGGUAUUUUGGGAAGUUGGGUCGGAAGGAUGCGGAGCGACAGUUAUUAGCCCAAAACAAUCCUAGAGGAACAUUCUUAAUACGAGAGAGUGAGACAACGAAAGGAGCAUACUCUCUGUCCAUUAGAGACUGUGAUGAGACGAAGGGUGAUCAUGUCAAGCACUAUAAGAUAAGAAAGCUGGAUAAUGGUGGAUAUUACAUCACAACAAGGACACAGUUUGACACAGUCCAGCAGCUGGUGGAGCAUUACACUGAGCGUGCAGCAGGACUGUGCUGCCGUUUGAUUGGCAGCUGUAGGCGGGGCAUGCCUAAGUUGGCUGACCUCUCAGUGAAGACUAAGGAUGUUUGGGAGAUUCCCAGGGAGUCACUCCAGCUUAUUAAGAAACUGGGCAAUGGGCAGUUUGGUGAAGUGUGGAUGGGCAUGUGGAAUGGCACAACUAAAGUUGCUGUAAAGACCUUGAAGCCAGGCACCAUGUCUCCGGAGGCCUUCCUGGAUGAGGCUCAGAUCAUGAAGAUGCUCCGUCAUGAUAAACUGGUACAGUUGUAUGCUGUGGUGUCUGAGGAGCCCAUCUAUAUCAUCACUGAGUUCAUGAGUCAAGGAAGCUUAUUGGACUUUCUGAAAGAUGGAGAAGGCAGGAAUUUGAAGUUGCCUCAACUUGUGGACAUGGCAGCACAGAUUGCUGCAGGCAUGGCCUAUAUUGAACGGAUGAACUACAUACACAGAGACUUGCGAGCUGCCAAUAUCCUGGUCGGAGAUGGUCUGGUCUGUAAGAUUGCAGACUUUGGGUUGGCUAGACUCAUUGAGGACAAUGAGUACACGGCCAGACAAGGAGCAAAGUUUCCGAUAAAGUGGACCGCCCCAGAAGCUGCUCUUUAUGGCAAAUUUACCAUCAAAUCAGAUGUGUGGUCUUUUGGUAUCCUGCUGACUGAGCUCAUCACCAAGGGUAGAGUGCCUUACCCAGGGAUGAACAACAGGGAGGUUCUGGAGCAAGUGGAGCGCGGUUAUCGAAUGCCGUCUCCGCAGGGCUGCCCUGCGUCUCUGCAUGAGUUGAUGAUUCAGUGCUGGAGAAAGGACGCCGAUGAGAGGCACACCUUUGAGUACCUGGAGAGCUUCCUGGAGGACUACUUUACAGCUACUGAACCCCAGUACCAGCCUGGAGAGAACCUGUGAUAUACGCAGAUUCACUCAUAUUUGUAUUAGUUCAAUAUAUCCUUCAGGAAAGAUGCCAUUGCCUUUUUAUCACAAUACCUUCAUAAACUUAUUUUGAUCCAGGGUCCCCUUAAUCACAGGCUUCUACUGAAUAUGCUUCAGUGCAAUUUAUCAUCACGUGCUUUAAACUGAAAUGCCUUUUAAUAUACUGCUCUUAAAAAGCAAAUUAAUGUCACUCCUCUGAAGUGUGAAAUAAUUUAAUUGGGCAAUGUUUAUGUUGUGUUUUAUUUUUUACUUCAAAUAUGACAGUACUUAUAAAUGCAUCUUACUCAAUCUCUCUGAUUAAGCAAUAUUAAUUAGUUAACCACUUAUUCAAGAUAGAGCAUAUCAAUACCUGCCUGUUUUACUAUAACCACCGCUACCAUUGAAUGUUCUGUCUCUUUUAGACUAUUUAAGUCAUUUCUUAUGUGUGUCUAGAAGAGUUAUCUCAGGAAAACUGGAGUUUUGCUCUGAGAUAGAACAAAAUAACCAGAAUAACUUGAUAAGAUAUUCUACAAUGACCUGGAUAACUGAGAAUCGUAACACACAUAUCUCUGAUUGGUGGAAUGUUGUAUGAUGAAUGUGACAUGCAAAUCUGCACUUCAGUCAUGAAGAAGGCUCUUCCUCCUGAAUAGCUUUGCCACUUGAUACUUUUAGCUACUUUACAAUCACAUGUGAAUGUGUAUUUUUAAAUGUAACAAUUCAGUUACUCCUUUUUUCUGCAAAGGAAAUAGACGCAAAGAAAAUUGAAUGCACAGGGCCUUUGGAAGUCAAGUUAUAGAACCUUUCCAAUGUGAUGGUGUACAUCAGAUAUGCUGAAACCAAAGACUAAAUUGUGAAAUGACAGGCGAUGUCUAUGUGCAUGCAUAUAAAGGACCAAAACAUUUGAAAAUGUAUUUGAGCUCUUAAUUUGUUUCUUGGGACUGUUCCUUUUCCAAUCAUGUUAUUGCUUUAUAAUCGUCCUUUUGUGUCAUUUUGAAGCUUACAGUCUUGUACUUGUAAACUGUACUUGUAUCAUUGAUAGGGAUGUACUAUAAAGCAGCAUUGUUGUAAAUGUUUUGAGGUUAUAAGGGUGAAUCUCACAAACAUGUUAAGAAUAUGUCCUGGUCGUAGUCCACCCCAAACUCAAAAGAAAGAAAGAAAAAGUAAUAUUUCAUUAAAGAAAAGGAAAACUAUGUUAGGGCGGUAGAUAUUUUUUGCAUUUGUUACAUUAUUUUCAUGACAAUUAGGUCCCCCACUCUCCCAAUUUUCAUUGUGUAAGGCAAAAGAAAUCUAAUUCUCAUAGCUGUUACAUGAGGAAACUUGUAAUACUAUUUUGAUGUUUAAAGGGAUAGUUCACCCAAAAAUGAAAAGUCUCUCACCAUUUACUCUCCCUCAUUCCAUCCCAGAUGUGUAUUACUUUCUUCAGCAGAACACAAAUGAAGAUUUUUAGAAGAAGAUUUUAGCUCUGAUGGUCCAUACAAUGCAAGUUAAUUGUGUUCAGAAUUUUGCUGAUUUAAAUAAAAAAACAUUAUAUUACUGUAACUACAUUCCAUAUACAAUACAGUUACUAUAAUACAGUAAAUAUUUAUUAUCUAAUAAGAAUCAGCAUUGAGAAUAAUGCUAAUUACAAAUAAAUUAAAAGGAAAGGGAAAAUGUCUAGACACAUUUCAGUAGUAAAGUAGAAUUAGUGAGGAAAUGCCCUAAAAACAGGCUUUAUUCCUAUCAUUUUAGUGUGAAGAUUGAUCUGGACAUGUCUUUGUUAGAUUCACACAUAAAGGUGGAUUUUAAUAAAGUAUCUAUGCUAAAAUCAAAAAUUAGUACAGGUUUACUUAAUACCUGCCCUUUAAAAUGAGGGCAAAAAUGUAUUGUUUAGAUUCUUAUAUUUUUUACACAGUAUUUUACGUCUCAUCUCAUAUUUCAUUGAUUUGGUUAUAAUUUAAGUGGAUAUCAUAACCUGUGCCUUUAUUCAAGGGCAGUGAUAUUCUAAAGGGAUAGACUGUAACCCUGAACUGAAGAAUGUGUUUUACAGUUAUGUAAUAUUUGUGCAAUUUUAUUAUACUGAGCUUACUGAACCCAUGUGUCGAACAUUUUUGUUUUAAUUUGAGCGCACACUCACUCACUUUACUGGACAUGAGCACACUUUCUCAUAGAUAAACAAAUUCGAAUAUAUAUCAAGAACUGAGACAAACAUUCAGUUGUCACAGCUUUGCUCAGCUUAAUUAAUUUGCUUGUUUAACUGAAGGUAUCCACUAGAUGGCAGAAAAACCAUGUGGGGAAUGGGGAGAUGUGCAGGUUUAUUAGUAUGCUGUACUUGUUUUUAUUAAUUAUUCUGCUGGGGUUUGUAGUCAUGAUAGUACAUUCAGUACUGUGCUGUGCUGUUACUAUGUUGUUGCUGCAGAUUUGAGUUUAAUGUAUCUGAAGUAGCUUGUGAGUGUACAUUAUGCUGCAACAGAGUAGCUAGUUCGGCUGCAACCCUUGUGAACGUGUGUUGAUUAAUAAUUUUUAGCACAAAGCAUUUGUCCCUAUUUAUAAAAAUCUGAUCUUACAAGAAAGGAGUGCAGGUAGUGGAAAAGGUCAUUUAUAGUUGUGUAGCUCCAUGUAUGCAGAUUAAUAUGGGUUGACUUUGUCUGAUUUUGCAGCAGCACUCAUUAUCACAACCUGUGUUUUU
This is a messenger RNA of Xyrauchen texanus (razorback sucker), 4704 nucleotides long. RefSeq names its product proto-oncogene tyrosine-protein kinase Yrk-like. The transcript is spliced from 13 exons. The coding region runs from base 435 to 2036 and encodes 533 amino acids. The record is from RefSeq and is a predicted model, not a curated record. Gene Ontology annotation, biological process: innate immune response; protein phosphorylation; integrin-mediated signaling pathway. Lineage: Eukaryota; Metazoa; Chordata; Actinopteri; Cypriniformes; Catostomidae. Gene Ontology annotation, molecular function: signaling receptor binding; non-membrane spanning protein tyrosine kinase activity; ATP binding. Gene Ontology annotation, cellular component: extrinsic component of cytoplasmic side of plasma membrane.